AUGACGUGUCCGGAAGACGAAAAGGCGGUUCUUUUGCUGCCGACGAGACUUCAAGCCGAUGACAAAGACGUCGAGAAAGGGGCUUAUGUGAAACUGAGUGAGGGUCACGAAUCAUCAUCAUCAUCAUCAGGGCAGGAAGAGAAAGAAGAAGAAGAAGUAAAGGAGGCUGCUACGUCGCCGUUUUGGUUCUGGGCCAAGCUUGCUCUUUUAUUCUCUUUCCUUGCUUCCUUGGCCUUCGUUUCUUACAGAUGGCUCGGUCCUUUAAUCAUGGACAAGGAGCUUAUCCCAAUUAUAAAAUGGGAGAUAAGGACUUUCACACAUCCAGUGUGCGGUCUUCUUGUCUUUGCAUCCGUGGCUGUGUUCCCGACUAUACUUCUUCCCUCUACUCCCUCCAUGUGGAUCGCUGGGAUGACCUUUGGUUACGGCUACGGCUUUCUUCUCAUUAUUUCAGCUGCAUCCGUUGGUGUCUCGCUUCCUUACUUCAUUGGACACCUCUUCCGCCACAAAAUUCAAGGAUGGUUGGAAAGAUAUCCUGAUCAAGCAGUGGUGCUAAGAGCUGCGGGUGAAGGGAACUGGUUUCACCAGUUUCGAGCAGUGACUUUAAUCCGGAUCUCUCCGUUUCCUUACAUUCUUUAUAACUACUGUUCUGUUGCAACUCGUGUUAAGUACUGUCCUUACAUCACUGGAUCUCUCUUGGGCAUGGUCCCUGAGAUCUUUGUUGCUAUCUAUACAGGGAAUCUUGUAAAGACAUUAGCAGAAGCAUCUUCUGCAGAUAAACACGGGCUCUCAGUUACACAGAUUAUUCUCAACAUUCUCGGCUUUUUAGGAACUGUGGCUACAACGGUUCUCAUCACAAAGUAUGCGAAAAGACAGCUGGAGACCAUGAAGAAAGAGGAAGAAGCAUUGUUGCAAUAAAACCCUCACUUCAGGUCUGCUCCAAGAUGUGAAAGAUCACUGGUUAUUUUGUCUCCUUGGUUCUUCAUCUCUUUAAUUAACACAGCCUUCAAAAAGAAGAAGAAACUAACACCAUUCUUGAUUCUUAGGUGUAAGUAAGUAUUGUGUACUUGUGUGGCUUUGAUGUGGUGACAUGAAUUAAAAAAAAUUGUUGUUAUUUGCAGUGGUAUUGUGAAACGAUGAAAAUGAGAGAAUCUUUGUUUGAUUUA
Molecule: messenger RNA, 1163 nt
Organism: Brassica rapa (field mustard)
Lineage: Eukaryota; Viridiplantae; Streptophyta; Magnoliopsida; Brassicales; Brassicaceae
Source: RefSeq, a predicted model, not a curated record